Messenger RNA from Chironomus riparius, 2327 nucleotides. Lineage: Eukaryota; Metazoa; Arthropoda; Insecta; Diptera; Chironomidae. The record is from the annotation of a GenBank genome assembly.
CUUUUGUGUAUAGAAUGUAAACUUCAAUCAAUUUUAAACAGCCUAUUAAAUUACAGUAAAGAAACAGCAGUUGAAUAAAGCAGUCACUAUCGAUAUAAGUCUGUGAAAAUGUAUAUUAGCAAUUAAACGUUCUUGCCAGUAACAUAAGAUCAUACAUUUUUUUUUUAUUCUUCACUUUAAUAUUUGAAAUUUAUAAAAAUGGGCGUUUGCAGUGUAACAGCCCAAAAGUUUUGGAUGGUUGGAUCAUGCACAGUUAUACUUUUAUUAGCCCUGGUGAUAGCCUUAUUGUGGCCUACAUUAUCAUUAAAAUACUUAGUAUAUCCAAAGUUGAAACUUACUAAUGGUACACUUAAUUAUGAUAAUUGGAAGGAGACUCCAAUUCCGAUGUAUUUAGAAAUUUACCUUUUCAAUUGGACCAAUUCAGAUGAAAUACAUAAUAGAUCUGUAAAGCCUAAUUUUGUUGAAAUGGGUCCUUAUGUAUUCCAUGAAAAGCACAUACGAACGAAUAUAUCGUGGAGCGAUGACUCUACAACUGUUGACUUUUACCAAAAACGAGUUUGGCACUUUAAGCCUGAAUUAUCAAAUGGAAGUUUAGAUGAUGAGAUCACAAAUAUAAAUCCUCUUGUUGCCGCAGUUGGAUAUGCAUCACGUAAUCUAGAUUCACUAACAAGACUGAUGGUAAAUACGCUAUUCAUCGAUGAUUUAGCACCUUUAUUUAAGACAAAGAAAGCUCGCGAGCUUCUUUUUGAUGGAUAUGAUGAUGAGUUAUUGCACGUUCUUAAAGCUAAUCAUGAUCCAAAGUUCCCAAGUAUCCCAUUCGAGAAAAUGGGAUGGUUUGUUGAACGAAACAAUUCAGAAACUUACGACGGAAAGUUCAGAAUGUUUACUGGAACUGACGAGAUUACAAAAUUAGGAAAUAUUGAAAUGUGGAAUGGAAAUACAACGACUGGAUUACAUACCAAUAGCUGCUCAGUUGUGAGAGGAACUUCUGGCGAGCUGUGGCCACCAAUUGAGAAUCAUGAAAAGCCAGGAAUUUCAAUUUUUGCUCCAGACAUUUGCAGAACAAUCGACCUUAAAUAUGACUCAGAUUUUUCCAAACUUGGCAUUAACGGGUACAAAUGGAUUGCUGAUGACUCAGUAUUUGAUAAUGGAGUCAAAUACCCUGAAAUGAAAUGUUACUGUUCAGCAGAUGAAAAACUAUGUCCAGAUCUUGCACCUGGUGUCUUCAAUGCAUCUAGUUGUAAAUAUAGCUCACCUGCAUUUAUAAGCUUCCCUCACUUUUAUCUUGCUGACAAGACAUACCUCGCUGACAUUACUGGAUUAAAACCCAAUAAAACUUUACAUACAUUUUCAAUAGCUUUGGAACCACAAACUGGAAUUCCACUCUCAAUCAAUGCUGCACUACAGAUUAACAUCCUUAUUAAGCCUUGGAGCGGAAUCUUUGCAUUUGAUAACGUUCCAGAACUUUUUGUUCCAACACUUUGGUUCAAGCAGAAAGCUGACUUAACACCAGAACUAGCUGAUCAAGCGAAAUUAGCUGUUAUGGUUCCAUCACUUGGAGUUUGGAUUGGAUAUGGUUUAUUGGGAUUAGGUUUAUUAAUUGCAACUUCAGCACUAAAUUGCUAUAUAUUCCGAUGGAGGAACAGUGAAGAUGAAGAGGAUGGACAAGAUGUUCCGAUUUUGGAUGAAUAAGUUUUGGGAUUGUGCAUUCAUAGUGUGAUAAUCAUAGCUACACCAAUUUUUACUCCUUUUUAUUGUUUUUUAUUUUUAAACAAGGGACGGAAUUUUGUGAAAUUCAAUGUUUUUGAUGAUACAACGCUUUCGUGCUUAAUCUAUGGAUACAAAUCAUUUUAAUUGUAGUCAUGCACGUCUACCUCAAUUGACGUCUUUCAAUGUUGAUCAAAAUUUUGCAAAUUAAUCGAGUCGAGUCAAUAGUUCUCUGAUACUUAACAUUAUAUAAAAAGCAAUAUUAAGUGCGUAGCUCGGACAAUCACAUUUUUUCAAACUUACGUCUUUCACAACUAUUCGACUGAAUUUCACAAAAUUUAGCAACCCUUAAAAUGUAUUUUUAUUUGCGUUUUUAAUUUUAAUGACACCAAAUAACAAGUGCCAAUGACUAUCAAAUAUUUAUGAUUAUAAUAUGAAUACUAAUAGCAUUUUAUGUUAAGCUCUAAUUUGUUUAUGCUUUCCACAAGUUUUUUUUCCUAUUGACGAAAAUAAUUUACAGAAUGUUUUUUUAAAAUGCUUGUUGUUGGACACAUCUUUUGUUGUGAAUUCAAAAUAUUAUUGUGAUCUUGCCAUUGAGGAAUGUAAUCACAUUUUUCCUG